AUGCCACUGUCGCGGGGCGACGGGUGGGCGGCGACGCGCGCGACCACGACCGCGCCGCGCCGCCCGCCGCCCGCCGCCUCCGCCCCCGCCACGACCCCCGAGUCCGUCGCGGGCGGCCCUAGCCGUGCGCGAGUGUCGCGACCGCGAAGGGGGCACGCGUCGGCCGCCGGAGCCGCCGCCCUGGCCGCCGCCGGCAUGGACGACCGGCCGCCCCCGCCGCCGCCCCCGACGACGCUAGUGCUAGUGCCGACAGUGCCAGUGCCGCCCCCGACCUGCCCCCCGCCUCGCCGCCGCCUCCGGGCCCUCCGCCACCGCCUCCGGCCGAGCGGCUGCCUCGCAGUGAAGCUGCGCGGCUUAAUUGGCGGCACGAUUCUGUUUGGUGCCCCCACGGGCCCUCCGCCCCCACCCCGCCCCUCCCCAGAACGACUCCCCGGCGAGAAGGAGGAGGGAAAAACAGUGUGCCCGGCAGCGGCAGCGGCAGGGGCGGCGGAAGAGCCCGCGCGGCGCAACCCGCCCCGCCUUAGUGCGGCGCUGCCCCAGCGAGCACUGACCCCCGCCACGGCCAGCGCGCUGCCCCGGUAG
This is a messenger RNA of Schistocerca cancellata (South American locust), 582 nucleotides long. Its product is annotated as neural Wiskott-Aldrich syndrome protein-like. NCBI's taxonomy places the organism in Eukaryota, Metazoa, Arthropoda, Insecta, Orthoptera, Acrididae. The coding region runs from base 1 to 582 and encodes 193 amino acids. The record is from RefSeq and is a predicted model, not a curated record. The transcript has 4 exons.